AUGAUGCAAAUACUGGGUAGAGUACUGUGUAAUAGAAGCAUUUACUCUACCUUUAGAAAUAAUAAAAGAUUCAUAAUUCAUGGCAAACGAACUAGUUCAAAAGAUAUGAAGAUCAAAAAUAAUAAUGACAAAAUGGUGCUGUUUUAUAAAUUAAAAAUGCAAAUGAAAGGUGCAAUACAAGAGUAUGGUAGCGCAAAACCCAACGACAAUUUGAAAUUAGCACAAAUUAUUGAACAAGCUAAAAAGAAAAAUAUGCCUGUUGCUUCAAUAAAAAAUUUUCUGGAAAAAAUGGAAUCACGGAAAAAUAAGACUCAAGAAGGAGUAAUAGAAAUUCGUGGGCCAAGUGGUUAUGUCAUGCUUGUACGCUAUUUUACAGAUAAUUUCAAGCAAUUUGAAGGAGAUCUAAAUCACAAAUUGAAAAAAUGCAGUGGAAGUGUGUGUGGAAAUCAUUCUAUCAGAAAUAUGUUCACACACAUAGGUACUAUUGUAGCUGAAAAAAAGAAUACUUUAGAACAGGCCACAGAGGAUGCCAUUGAAGUUGGUGCUGAAGAUGUAGAAGAAUUCGAAGAGAAUGAUAAAAAAUAUUUCCAGUUUAAAUAUGAUCCAAAGCUUUCCUCAAAGAUAAAAAAUUUAUUGGAACGUCGUCAAUAUAAUGUGCUUUCAGCAAUAGAAGAUUAUGUGCCACACAAUGUAAUAGAAUUAAGUGAAGCAGACAUGGAAGCUGUUUCCCACAUUCACGAAAAAGUUCAUAGUUUGGAAGAUGUUAUUGUUAUAUACGAUAAUAUAUAAAUUGAUGUAAUAUAAACCACAAUCUAUAAAAGUUACAAUCCUACAUUAGUGGCUGCUUUAUAUUAGUAUUUUCUUUUAUUAUCUUCUUUAUUAUAGACAUUCUUAAAAAAUUUCAAAUGAGGAAUGAAAGAUAUGGCUUUGCUGCUUCAAUAUAAAAAUGUUAAUAUUUAUGAAAAAUUAUUUUAUUAAAAUCAUAUUAAUAAAACGUACAGAACUGACAUGAAAACUA
This is a messenger RNA of Odontomachus brunneus, 1018 nucleotides long. Its product is annotated as translational activator of cytochrome c oxidase 1. The coding region runs from base 1 to 789 and encodes 262 amino acids. The transcript is spliced from 4 exons. The record is from RefSeq and is a predicted model, not a curated record. Lineage: Eukaryota; Metazoa; Arthropoda; Insecta; Hymenoptera; Formicidae. Gene Ontology annotation, cellular component: mitochondrion.